GCGCGUGUUUACAGCAGUAGCUCGCCAAAUACAGGCUCAGUCCAAAUUCUCACGGUCCUCUCGAAGACGACGUGUGACGUUUUAUUAUUUGCGCCCACCGUUCAUUUGAAGAAAUGGAAAGCGCUAUUGCCACUAAAGAACCGGUCAGGAUCCCGAGGUCGCCUCACACACUGACACGAUAAUUGGCGUGAUACACCUUUACCAAAAUCUCGUUUUUUUUUUCUUAUGACAAACAAUUUGAGCGAUUCUGUUUAGGAUCAUUCACAGAAAACGGUCUCAUACGGGUAUGUUAGUCAUUUCUCUGUGAUAUUCUGUAUGGCUUAUCAUUCACUGUCUAGGCGUAAUUAUUUGCAUAUAUUUUGGAACCCAAUGCUCGUUAAAUGUUGCUUUAAGCAGUAUUAUUUUACAUCAUGUUCGUUAAUACACGGUUUGUUCCACAGUACUGAACUGAAGUUGAAUAAUGUGGCGCAUGAAUGUCGCUCAAUUACGUUAAUGUCAAUGUGAAAUGUGCCGUGAAAACGAAAAUAUGCUUUUUGUGUACUACACGACGGAAAGCCAUAUGUUUAGAGACAAGAUAACAGCGUGAUAUAGGCUAUUUAUUAUUAUCAUUAUUAUUUUUACAAAAGCUGAAACAUGUCACCUUUUGACAUAUUAUGCGCUGGAAAGAUCUUCGAGCAACGUUUUUCUACGGUCUCCAAUGCAAACGUUGCACGCUUUCAAUCGUUUUGAGUAACUGGAGAAAACUCGAGGGAUUCGCGCGUUAAUCAUGAUGGACACAACAUCUUAACACUCGCGCUUCAUUCACCAAUAACGUACACUGAGCAGAAGAAUUAUAGUGGUGUCUUCGAAAUGAAUGAUGAUGGAGGCGGAAUACGGGGAGAGCUGGUCUCAAAACGGAACCACAAAUUUGAACGCCUCAAACCUGGGUUUCCUAAAUGCGUCGUCUCUAAUGGGUCUGUGGGGCGAUAUUCAGGAUAAAGAGGUGACACGACUGGACGAGAUUCUCCACGCACACGAGAGAGCAUACAGAUAUUUCACCACCACCAUUCAAGUUUUCAUCCUAAUCGGUUCCCUUUUGGGAAAUGCUGCAGUUCUAUGGUGCACCUGUUACACCAACGUCUUCAAGUCUGUCACAAAUCUUUUCAUCAAGAACCUGGCCUGUUCUGGCAUAUGUGCUGGGCUGGUGUGUGUGCCCUUUGACAUAGCUCUGAGUGCCAGUCCUCUGUGUUGCCUAUGGUUCCACACACUCCUGCUGUGCAAGGCCAUCAAGUUCUUACACAGGCUUUUCUGCUCUGUCACUGUGCUUAGCUUUGCUGUCAUCGCCCUGGACAGGUACUACUCUGUGUUGUAUCCAUUGGAGAGAAAGAUAUCAGAUGCCAAAUCCAGAGACCUGGUCAUCUACAUCUGGGUGCAUGCAGUGGUGGCCAGUGUCCCUGUAUUUGCUGUUAGCAAUGUGACUGAUAUCUAUGCCACCUCUUCUUGUUCUGAUGGCCAAUCACUAGGAUAUAUGGUUUACAUGGUCACUUACAACAUCACCACACUUAUUUUACCACUAGCAGUGGUGUUUCUUGCCAUGGCGUUAAUUCGGCGUGCACUAAGCUCAAGCCAAAAGAAGAAAGUAAUCAUUGCGGCCUUGCGCACCCCUCAGAACAGCACAUCUAUCCCAUAUGUGUCUCAACGGGAGGCUGAACUCCAUGCCACCCUGUUGUCCAUCGUCCUAGUCUUUGCACUCUGUAGCACCCCCUACGCUGUUCUGGUGGUAUAUCGUGCAAUGGCAGGGGCGGCAAAAGCCUCAUCAUGGUUACAACUGACUGCCGUGUGGUUACCAAAGGUCUCUCUUCUCACCAAUCCACUGUUUCUACUCACAGUAAACCGCUCUGUGCGCCGUUGCCUUCUUGAUAUGCUAGCACGUCUGCACCGUCGCUAUAGUAGAAGGAACAUGGUCAGCACUGGAGGGCUGGCUGAAGUUGCUGCACUGGGGGUUGAGACGGUGGCUCGCUCUGGAAGUCAGCUUCUGGAGAUGUUCAAUAUCGGCCAACAGCAGAUCUUCAGACCAAAUGAGGAUGAAGAUUAUGAGAAUGAAAUUUCCUCAGUGGCCUCUGCCAACCUCCAGGCCAAAGAUGAAGGACAGGGUGGAACUGGAAGGACAGGAAGGGUGGCAGGAGAGUUGCGUCAACAGCAGUUUGUGGAUGGGGAAAAAGAAGAGGUCUUAACGUUACCAAAACAUUCCCCUAUUCAGACUUGUGCCUACUCCUCUUCGCAGGUUGCCCCUGCUACAGCCACAGACCCUGAGGAUGCCAUGCAGUUCGGAUUUGGGCCAUUUGAGCUGCCACCUCAUUGGCUGCCUGAAACCAGAAACAGUAAGAAAAGACUACUGCCCCCACUGGGUAACACACCAGAAGAGCUGAUCCAAACCAAGCAGCCUAGAGUGCGCCCUGAGAGACGCAUCAGUAGAAACAAUAAAGUUAGUACCUUCCCUAAUUUGGACCUAUGAAAUAUAGUACAAUGUACAUAAUUGGACCAAAUAAUA
Molecule: messenger RNA, 2530 nt
Organism: Xyrauchen texanus (razorback sucker)
Lineage: Eukaryota; Metazoa; Chordata; Actinopteri; Cypriniformes; Catostomidae
Product: G-protein coupled receptor 176-like
Exons: 3
Coding region: 854-2494 (546 amino acids)
Biological process (GO): G protein-coupled receptor signaling pathway
Cellular component (GO): plasma membrane
Molecular function (GO): G protein-coupled receptor activity
Source: RefSeq, a predicted model, not a curated record